Eimeria maxima is the source of this 1377-nucleotide messenger RNA. RefSeq names its product Chromosome III, complete sequence, related. The record is from RefSeq and is a predicted model, not a curated record. Bases 1 to 1377 code for a protein of 458 amino acids. The transcript is spliced from 14 exons. NCBI's taxonomy places the organism in Eukaryota, Apicomplexa, Conoidasida, Eucoccidiorida, Eimeriidae.
AUGGCCACCAUCCGCGCUCACAGCGCUUCAGUCGCCUCGCUCAGUUUGCACCGGACUUACGUGGGAUUUUUGCAUGCUGUUCGCUGCUUGUCUUGUGUGGUGAACGUGAACUUGCGGAGGUUCUCUACGACGGCAGGAGUUCCAGAACAGUGCUGUGCUGGGAGGAAAUCUGAGAAAGACGCAGAGCAAAUGCGCGUGAGGCGCCUAUUGCAACGUUACCGGAUGCUUCGGCCUGAAGAUUGCUUGCAACUUUGUGAAGAGCAUGCAAAGGCGGGCAGGAGCUUGAUGAUGGACUGGCGAGCUUUUCGCGCGGAAGGCAUGGACGACCGGCUGCAAUCCUGGGAGGCAGACAAACGGAAACGAGAAGAACAUCUGGAGCGGAUGCUGCGGCUGAGAGAUAUACAUAGGCCCGCACACUUGCGCCGACGCAAGCAGAAAGUUAAGCGGGUUCAACAGUCAGAGGAGCAGACACCUGCAAUAGUGACCGCAAACUUCACAGAAGAAGCGCAAACCGUCAGUUUAAUUGAAGAUGUUUACAAGGCCGAAGUGUACCAGGAAGUUUGCGCGAAGCUUGAUGAACAUCGUCCCACGCUUGUGAAUGAGUUCACGGACUUUGAUAAUCCCUACAUGUUGAAGCGAGAGGCAAUCAAGAGGCUGCUGGAGGAACGCGGAACACGAAAUGCGCUUGACGAAUCGAUGAUUGACGAGUAUUUGGAUAGGCGCCCUGACCUGGUGAAGCUACGACUUCGUGCGAAACUUCCUCCAGAGGUCAUUGAGCCCUUGGCUGCAUUUCACGGCCUGACGAACUACAACUUCGACAAGCGCACGCGCUUGCAGCAGAAGGUCAAUGCAAUGUUCAGAGCCGUCGAUGCUGCUCACUGCGACUGUUGGUCACAUGCAGAAUUGGACGUACUCCUGGGGAGCCUGGAGGAGAAUCAGCGCUCCGACAUGAAGCACGAAUUACAUCCCUUUCGGAACCACUUCGGCUUUGUGUCGGCCGUUCCAACUGGUACUGUAGGCUCCAUUAAGAUGGGGCAAGAGCAGUGCGGUACGGACAAGGAGCUCAGGAUGAUUCGGUAUCCCACGCUGCAGCGAGUGGCGCACACGCUGCCGAAGGAUCCGAAAUAUCGCGCUAUAGUUGCACAUGCUAUUCGCGUUCUUGAACGGUCGCCAGGUUGGGACUUCAAGGAUAAAGUGAAAGCGAUCAACACUCUGGUUGAAGUCUACAAUCACCUCCCGCCCAGCGCGACGUACGCCCGCAAGCUGGAUGAAGCUUUUCCAGUCUUCAGCUUUCAGGGUUUCGCGCUUGAUGAUUUCCGCCACCACCCAGCGGUCCUCUGGGACAAAGGGGUGCAGCGCGCAGGUGAAAUUUCUUGA